This is a messenger RNA of Asparagus officinalis (garden asparagus), 1410 nucleotides long. Its product is annotated as LEAF RUST 10 DISEASE-RESISTANCE LOCUS RECEPTOR-LIKE PROTEIN KINASE-like 1.5. The record is from RefSeq and is a predicted model, not a curated record. Lineage: Eukaryota; Viridiplantae; Streptophyta; Magnoliopsida; Asparagales; Asparagaceae. Gene Ontology annotation, biological process: protein phosphorylation. Gene Ontology annotation, molecular function: protein kinase activity; ATP binding.
AUGGCGAAGCUUCUUGACUCGCGCAUCAGAUUCACCCGCCGCCUCGACGACGGCUGGAUCGCCGCCGUUCAGAGGCCUCACCGCCAGCACCACUGCUUCCACACCAAAUCUUUUUGUACGAGAGUUUUGAUUCUGUCCUCUUUGAGGCUGCCCAACCUUUGUUCGGCUUCACGGUACUGCGCGAACCCCCUGGGUUGCUGUGAUGUUAGCGAUUAUGUUUCGAAUGGUACUCUCGCGGACCAUCUGCACGGGUCGGAGGAGCUUGUAUAGGAGCGUUCGCUGACGUGGCCCGUGAGGGUUGAUGUAGCUUUGCAAACUGCUUCUGCGCUUGAGUACUUGCAUUUUGCCCUUAAGCCUCCUGUUGUUCAUAGAGACAUUACGUCGAGUAAUAUAUUUGUUGAGAGAGAUAUGAGGAUUAAGGUCGGGGAUUUUGGGUUGUCGAGGUUACUGUCUCUACCCGACCCAAACUGCUCGUCCGGCUCUUCGACGGAGUAUGUUUGCUGCACUGGGCCCCAGGGAACGCCAGGAUACCUUGACCCUGAGUAUCACCGGUCGUUUCGGCUUACUGAAAAGAGCGAUGUUUAUAGCUUUGGAGUGGUUUUGUUGGAGCUCGUGACGGGGAUGAAGGCUGUGGAUUUGAGAAGGGAUAAGAGGGAAGUUUCAUUGGCUGAGUUUGUGGUGUCGAAGAUUCAGGUCGGGGCUUUGCAUGAGGUUGUGGACCCGAUAUUGGUGAGGGGAGGGAAUGUGAUGGAGAGUAUUGAGGCGGUUGCGGAGCUGGCGUUUCGGUGUGUGGCUGGAGAGAAGGAUGAUAGGCCGAAUGCGAGGGAGGUUGUUGAGGAGUUGAAGAGGAUUAGGGGAUUGAUAUAAGGGUUCUGAGAUUUUUGAUUGCCAUUUUGGGACACUGGAUGGUGGUAAAGGCUGGGUAUGCAAUGCCCAUUUGUAGGAAAGAUCUCAACUGCUAUGAAGUUGGGCUAUGAAAGAGUUUUGUUUAUGGCAUAUUGCUUAAGAGCAAGCACAUCUUUGGCGAACAAGGAGUUUGAAGACCUUCUUGAUGUUCAUCACGUGCACAAAUCAUUUUAAGCCACAUUCUAAGUUGCCAACCCGUAUCAAGCAUAGAGCGCAGAUUUUCAAAACGAGAAAAGGACACUGCUGUUAGGUGACACUGUUGCCCUUGAAGAAGAAAUCAUAAGGCUAAUGCUCUAGUUCACACUUGAGUAUGGUAUUGUGAAGCCAGGUUCAUAAUUUAGUUGUGGGUGUUCUUGAUGGUAACCCAAUAUGAGCUUUCAUGUAACACUGAAAAGAACAACAUUUCAUUGGAAAAAAAUGAGUUAAGAUGGAUAAGUCUUCUGAAAUUACUCUUUUUUGUUUUACUCCUUACUUGUUAUGUGACUUAUGUCUGCUUCCGAUGCC